This is a messenger RNA of Phacochoerus africanus (Common warthog), 1050 nucleotides long. It is a transcript of the gene NTHL1, whose product is annotated as nth like DNA glycosylase 1. The transcript is spliced from 6 exons. Gene Ontology annotation, molecular function: oxidized pyrimidine nucleobase lesion DNA N-glycosylase activity; DNA binding; DNA-(apurinic or apyrimidinic site) endonuclease activity. Gene Ontology annotation, cellular component: nucleus. Lineage: Eukaryota; Metazoa; Chordata; Mammalia; Artiodactyla; Suidae. Gene Ontology annotation, biological process: nucleotide-excision repair; base-excision repair; base-excision repair, AP site formation. The record is from RefSeq and is a predicted model, not a curated record. Bases 10 to 948 code for a protein of 312 amino acids.
GCUGCUGGGAUGUGUAGUCCGCAGGAGUCCGGCAUGAAGGCGGUGGGCGUGAGGAUGGUGACCCGCAGCCGCAGCCGGGGACCCGCGGCCGGGCCGCGGUGGGUUGGGGAGGACGCCGUGCGGCUCCGGAUGGGAGAGGCGGCUGCAGAAGGAAGGAAAAGCUGCAGCCCCGUGAAGCGUCCGCGGAAGACCCAAAGACUCAAAGUGGCCUAUGAGGCCCCAGGAGGGGAGAAAGGAGAGGGGACUGAGCCGCUCGUGGCGCCGGGCUGGGAGCCUCCGGACUGGCGGAAGCAGCUGGAGAACAUCCGGGCCAUGCGGAGUGGGAGGGACGCACCCGUGGACCAGCUGGGGGCUGAGCACUGCUACGACCCCAGUGCACCCCCAAAGGUGCGGAGGUACCAGGUGCUGCUGUCACUGAUGCUCUCCAGCCAGACCAAAGACCAGGUGACAGCGGGUGCCAUGCAGCGGCUGCGGGCCCAUGGCCUGACGGUGGACAGCAUUCUGCAGAUGGAUGACAGCACGCUGGGCACACUCAUCUAUCCCGUGGGCUUCUGGAGGAGCAAGGUGAAGUACAUAAAGCAGACCAGUGCUAUCCUGCAGCAGUGCUACGGUGGGGACAUCCCAGCCUCUGUGCCAGAGCUGGUGGCGCUGCCAGGCGUCGGGCCCAAGAUGGCGCACUUGGCCAUGGCCGUGGCCUGGGGCACCGUGUCAGGCAUUGCAGUGGACACACACGUACACAGAAUCGCCGGCCGACUCAAGUGGACCAAGAAGGCAACCAAGUCCCCCGAGAAGACCCGCGCUGCCCUGGAGGAGUGGCUGCCCAGGGAGCUAUGGAGCGAGAUCAAUGGACUGCUGGUGGGCUUCGGCCAGCAGACCUGCCUGCCCAUCCGCCCCCGCUGCCAGGCCUGCCUCAACCGGACCCUGUGCCCGGCUGCCCGGGGACUCUGAAGGCUUGGGACCUCAGCCCCGGGCCACCCUGGCCACCGUCUGUUAUGUGCCUCUGCUAGGGAUUCGCAGCCUGUUUGUAAUAAAGCUUGGGGGGUGUUUGCA